Molecule: messenger RNA, 5859 nt
Organism: Bombyx mandarina (wild silkworm)
Lineage: Eukaryota; Metazoa; Arthropoda; Insecta; Lepidoptera; Bombycidae
Gene: Gug
Product: arginine-glutamic acid dipeptide repeats grunge
Cellular component (GO): nucleus
Molecular function (GO): transcription corepressor activity
Source: RefSeq, a predicted model, not a curated record
AAGGCGAAGCUAAACAAAAGGGUAGCAUGUAGAUAGCAUUUACUAAAAUAUUAGUAAAUUAAUCUUAUUUACUAACUAAGAAUAGUUGAAAUUGUUGUACAGAUAAAUGAACUAAACAGUUGUAAUACGGUUGUAUCAAUUAGUAUCGUGAAAUGAAGCACAAUGCAUCGUGUGAUGGUGGCCAUUAGAAGCAAUAAUUAUGUAUAUUGGCAUACUUACUGGUUUACGAACCAUAAAAUGUGCUCAUAAUAAAGGAUUUUGAGGAAUUCCGGUUAAAGUUUUAUGAAAAUAAAAAUGUAAACGGAUUGUUGUGUUGUUACAUGUGCUUGCGUGAUAGUGUCCAGUGUAAAUAUACUACUUAGUGAACGAUGGCUCAAAAUCAAGGAGAAGUUCCAGUAGGUACUCCGAGUCAACCCGUCAAAGAUAAGGAUAUAUAUGCUUGCUUGCCGGAGAUGCGAAUUGAUGGGCCGCUGGGACCCGACGAUCCUUGUCCAGGUGGUGAAGAUCUACGAUGGCUGCCUGCACAGGCUACGGACAGGGACCUUGUAAUGUACUUACGUGCCGCACGUUCAAUGGCAGCGUUUGCGGGAAUGUGUGAUGGUGGCUCUCCUGAUGACGGCUGCGUUGCCGCCAGUCGAGACGAUACGACUAUCAAUGCUCUUGACGUGCUGCACGACUCUGGCUACGAUCCUGGUCGAGCGUUACAAGCUCUCGUGAAAUGUCCGGUACCCAAAGGUAUUGAGAAAAAGUGGUCAGAAGACGAAACAAAACGUUUUGUUAAAGGGAUACGGCAAUUUGGCAAGAAUUUUUUCAAAAUUAGAAAAGACCUACUGCCUCAUAAAGACACUGCAGAACUUGUUGAAUUUUAUUAUCUCUGGAAAAAGACUCCGGGUGCUAGUAGUAAUAGACCUCACAGAAGAAGAAGACAAGCAUCAUUAAGGAGAGUCCGUAAUACAAGGAAUUCACGCGCAGGUACUCCCAAGGAACAAACGCCUGAAGUUGUACCUGCUUUGCCAGAGACAAAUGGUUCUAGACCGUCACCAAAUCCAAAGGAAGCCGGAGAAAUGAGUUCAGUCACUGAAGAUGAAAUUUCUGAAGAUGAUAGUGAUUCACGAGAUGCCGGUGAUUUAGCCAAGAGUGAAAAUGGUAGAAUUGUAGAAAACCCUGAUGACUCACCGAGCAGAAUGAGAACAAGAAAUAAAUCUAAAGAACAAACUACACCGAACGGUAAGAAAGCUCCGGAGGAAAGUGAUAUUGAACAAAAAGCAAAACCUAAACCAAAAGCUAUUGUUCAAAGCAAUAAUAACAAUAUUCCCGAUAAAGUAAUUUCUUCACCUGUAAGUAAAGAAGUUAAGAAAAAGGUGACAAAUGGAAAAGUUGAUGCAUCUAAAGUGAAGAAACGACUGCCAGAUGAUACGAAACCGGAUGGAAUUAUGGAUGGAGAUGUACAAAUGAAAAAGAAGAGAGCCGACCCUCCAGAAAGUCCUUCGGAGAGCCUAACUAAUGAUAGUUUCCCAGCCAUGGAUGAGACUGAAACUCAAGAACAAGAACCGGAAGCCUGUAACUUCAGUUUCAACAAAACAGAUAAAGAAAGUGUAGAACAAAAUAAAGAACCUGAAUCUGAGCAACAACAGUCAAAACCAAAUGAACAUCUUGAAGUUCAAGUUAAAGUAGAAGCAAACAAUGAACCACUCAUUAAAACUGAAAAAGACCUUAUAGCUCCUACAUUCAAACUGGCUACUGAUAAAGAUCAAAAGAAUGUUUUGGACUUAAAAACGGAUACCAAUGUGACUAAAAAUCCUGAAAAUGUGGACAUGAGACCACUAUCAAUGCAGAAUUCAGUAUUCCCCAAAACAGAAUUAAUAAUUCCUAAAGUGACACCAAUGACAGUUGAAGCCAUGGAAAAGAUAAAAAUCAAGGAAGAAAUAGACCCUGAAGAUCAAACUCUUAAUCUACACAAGGAUGAGUAUCAGAAAGACCCGUUAUCUCACAGUUACCCAGGACAUCCUAUGACUCAAGCCAAUAAACCUCUAAAUCUAGAAAAUACUAACUUUUUUGUGAAAGAUAGUCACAUAUACAAUCCUAAACUUGGGCAUGGUAUUAAAAUUGAAGGUGUCCCAAAUAUUUUCAACCCAAUGAAUAUAACAAAAGAAAGUACAAUAAUCAGGAAUUCAAAAGAGUAUUCUGCAAGUAUUCCUCCCUUUCCCUAUUCAUCAAAUCUUAGUUUUGGCAGUGAUCCUGGAAAACACAAUCCUCAUGGCAUCAAUCCAUUGAAAACUGUCAUAAAAUUGGAACCAAGAGAUGAAACAAGUGAAUUAAAGAGUCAAAACGCCCCUGAAAUUUUCACUGCUACAAUAUCAGCAGGAAAUAAGGUUGAUUCUCCAAACACACCAAGAUUGGAUUCCUUACAAAGGAUUAGUCCUUCACCAUCAAAUGUACAUGGUGCAUCACCACCACCCAUGGAACAUCCUACUGCCAUAGGAAAUACUGAACCCAUAUCACCUGCAAACUCACAAGAAAAAGAAUCAGAUACCGAUGAUAAGCAACCAACAGACUUGAAAACUCAACAUAUAUCAAAACCUGAAAAUCAAAGAGACAGCUUGAGGCCACCAGCUUUUGCUCAUCCAAUAAGACCUGACAAUUUGGGACUCAGAACAACUGAAGCUACCAUUGUGUCUGUUGCCGGACAGAACAUGCCUCCUCCACCUUUAAGUCAAGCUUCCAUAUCAGGAUUAUUGCACCCAGGUCCUUUGAUAACUGUAGGUAGUGGUGCAAAUGUUGGUCCGUAUGGAUUUAUGGCAACGUCUCUCUAUGGUCAUCCAGGGCAUCCUUCAUUAGAAAAACCAGGUUCAAUGCCACCUCUUAUGCAACAAAUUCCGCCUUCACAUGGUCAUCCUAGCAGUAAUUCUAUACAACAACAAUCUAAUCAAAAUGAUCCAUCUAUGCCACAAGAUUUGAAAAUUAAACAAGAAGUACCUGACAAUAUACCUGCCAAUUUAUCAACACACCCUUCAGAUCCGUUGCAAUCUCUGAAAGAAGUCAAAGUUCCAGGCUAUCCUAUAGGAAGUGCAAUUGCUCAACAUUUGAAUACGGAACGAGAUCGAGAAUCUGUUUCUAGUGUUGAAAACAGUAGUCGACCACCAAGUCAACCGACAAAUGAAAGUACAAAUAUGCCCAGUGGAUUCCUCGGUCCUCGAAUUGAAAGUAUAAAAAAGGAACCGGAAUUUUUACAUCAACCCCACAUUACUCCAGUAUCUACCUCCCAUGGACCACCUGAUUCUAUAAACACUAUAACUCCAGUAAAAAGUCCACAUACACCUACACCUAUCAAGAGUCAACCAAGUCAUAAUGGUACACCUCAUGGCUCUCAUCGAUCCACAACUUCACCAUUUUCGAGACAUCUGACAAGUCCAUCACAACCAAGGCAAAUAUCUGCUUCUCCAGUUCAACCUCAUACUCCAGUUUCUCAUUCUGCCUUAAACUUGAUGAAUCCUACGCCUAUUUCGAUAGCAGCAACGAUACCGGGACCUGUUAUGCACUCUGGACAACCUGGUCACCCACCUCCACAUCCGUUUGCGUCACCUCUGCAUCACCCCCCUCACCCUUUGCUUCAUCAUCCCUCAAUAUUUCAACUAUCUGCAGCAGCAGCGGCACACGCUAUGCAUCCUUACUAUCCACAUCCACACCCUGGAUAUUCAAUGCCUUAUCCUUAUCCCUACGGACCUCUGCCACAACCCCACCCGAUCCCUCCUAUGCACCCUGCAGUCAGCACGGCUGGGCGUCACGAUCCAGUAAAACCUUCAACAAUAGAAUCAACAACAAUGCUUAGUUCUCAUCACAGUACCAGUUCUUCAGUAACCACAAGAUCUCUCCGGGAGAUAUCGGAAAGUAGUGAAGACCCGAGAAACCCGAAUGCCACUACUGAAAGGCAGCUGCACGAAACGACAAUGACCCAUCAUCAUUCUACAAGCCACCACAGUGCAGUUCAUACAAGUACAGAGAAGCAACCAAGUCACGCAGGAGGAGGCACUAAUCAUACGUUAUCAAUAUCACAUUCGACUUCGAGUAGCUCCUCGCAGUCAAUACAACAUAAAAUUAACACUCAACAAAAAUCUGCGGGACAUUCAAGCUCACCUCACCAUUUAUCAGCAAGUGUUUCUCAGACCACUAGUUCAUCAUCAAGCGUGAAUGUCACCAACAACCAUACGCACCACCACUCCCACCAUCUUGCGCAUCAUCCGGAAAGGCUAUCUCCUGCGGACUCUAUGCUGCUCCGACAUCAUCCUAAAAUGCUACCCGGAAAUCCAAGCCAUCUCAUGAUUCCACCACCAUCAAUGGGACAUCCAAUGGGCUUGGGGCUUCCACCAGGGCCAGGUCCCAGUUCGAUAGAAAGUUUACGAUUACAUGCCCAAGCUGCAGCAGGACUGCCUCCGACUCACCAGAGAUCUGGAUCACCUCAUCAAAUGCCACACGGUCAUCCUCAUCUAAGAGGUCCGCCGCGUCAGAUUCCCGAUGAAAACCCUGAACUCAAACUUGAGACACAAUCACAACCGGAAGAAGAAGAAAUUCCAAGUCCGGCUCACAUUCCACACGGACCUAGCCCAGAGCCAAAAAUAGAAGAUACCGAAUGUCACAGAUCACAGUCUGCUAUAUUCCUCAGACAUUGGAAUCGCGGUGACUAUAAUUCUUGUGCGCGAACUGAUCUUACAUUCAAACCGGUACCUGAAUCAAAACUUGCUCGAAAACGAGAGGAAAGAUUGAGGAAACAAGCGGAACGUGAUAGAGAAGAAAGGGAGAAGAUAGCGCAGCAAGCACAUAGAAAAAUAGCGACGCCGGAGAAGCCGGACACGAAACCACCGUCACGCGGUGCCAUAGAGACGAUAUCAUCGCCAUACGACCGUUUCCCUAGACCUCCAGGCUACCCCGACACGCCUGCGUUGCGUCAGUUAUCUGAGUAUGCCCGACCUCACGCCGGCUUUAGCCCGGGCAAUCUGCCUCGUCACUGUAUGGACCAGAUGUUGCAGUAUCAACUGAGCUCAAUGUACGGCGCACCCGGGGCCCGUGAAAGAUUAGAACUCGAACACCUCGAAAGAGAGAAACGUGAUAGGGAAAUUCGAGAAUUACGCGAACGCGAGCUCAAUGAUCGGUUGAAGGAAGAACUACUCAAGAACAACGUAGGACCUCGAGCACUCGAUCCUCACUGGCUCGAGAUGCACCGGCGGUACGGAAUGCCGCCACCACCGCCCCAGGGUGCAAUCCCAGUGCAGUUCGGCCUAUAUCCUGGCGGACACGCACCCGGGGCGCUCUCUCAACUAGAACGCGAGCGACUCGAGCGCCUCGGCAUCCCUCCGUCGGGUCCCGGUCCCACAGGACCCGGUGGCGGUCCACACCACGGCCAUCACCCGCACCCCGUCGCCGCGGCUCAACUCGAAGCAGCCGAACGUCUCGCUCUAGCCGCUGACCCGAUGGUGCGAUUGCAGAUGGCCGGGAUAAAUCCAGAGUAUCACGCGCACACGCACGCGCACACUCAUGCACACUCUCACACGCACUUGCAUUUACAUCCGGGACAACAAGCGGCGGCGGCACAGCAGGAAGCGCUCGGCCUUGGACCGUAUCGGCCGCUACCUCACCCCGACCUGUUAGGCAGGCCGUAUGCUGAGCAGUUAGCGCAGCAGGCGGCGGCACACGAGCAGUUGCAGCGUCAACUGUUACUAGACCGGGAGCGGGGCUUCCUUCACCCCGCGCACCACGAAGACUUCCUGCGGCAGCAGCGCGAGCGCGAGCUCAAGGUACGCGCUCUGGAGGAGGCGGCGCGGGCCUCUCGCCCUUAGACCUGGUGUGUCCUCUACAAAAACUCAC